This is a messenger RNA of Setaria italica (foxtail millet), 3312 nucleotides long. Its product is annotated as cucumisin. The coding region runs from base 763 to 3096 and encodes 777 amino acids. The record is from RefSeq and is a predicted model, not a curated record. Gene Ontology annotation, molecular function: serine-type endopeptidase activity. Lineage: Eukaryota; Viridiplantae; Streptophyta; Magnoliopsida; Poales; Poaceae. The transcript is spliced from 9 exons. Gene Ontology annotation, biological process: proteolysis.
UACAGUUAAUUUCUCUUGCAAAAGUGAAGGUAAAAACAGAUCCAAGUCUGACAGAAAGAUACUCCUUGUAUCCCUUUAUUUUUCUGUAUAGGCAGUAGGCACAGCCAAGAUUGGAUAUAUACUAUUAUACCCCAUAUCUACAGGUAUAUCUACGAAAGCAGCCAUUCUACAUGUUCAUGUAUCCCCAAGAUCGGAUACCCUAUUUGUCAUGCUCUCAGUAGCUAAGCCUCCAUGGUUCCCAUAGACCCAUACCGCAUCAUGACGCUUUCAACACCCUUGACUUCAUUUAUGUAAACUUGUUGCCAUCUUGUCCACAACUGCGAGUGGCAGGGACGAGGAAAAGCGCAGUUAACGGACACCCAUUCCUCCGGGAUUCCUGUACAAAGCAUUUAGAGAUCUCAAGCUUUUAUGCUGACAGGCAUCCAGUAAGUUGGCAGCAGUUUCAGGAAGUUGCUGCUUCCAUACAAAACUGGUCCUAUACACUUGCCAUCCAAACCGCAGUCCUUCCCUUUGCCUUCGUAUCUGCGCACCUGUGUGCGUCUGCGAGUUUGUGAUGGCUUCUUCUCCCGGCAGAGCCGUGUUCUUCCUCGUGCUCUUUCUGGUGCUACUAGGUGACCUCCACUGCUGUUCUGGUUCUCAGGUCUGUUUUGCCUACUCCGAUGCACUCCAUUGCUUCAUUGGAUUGUCUCCAUGCUUGCUAACUCUUCUAUGCCGGUCUCUUCAUGAGUUCUUGAGGUCUUCCCAUGGUGUAACCCUUUCCAAAUGGAUGUCAACUUCAGGUGUAUGUGGUUUACAUGGGCAAGGGGUUGCAGGGCGACAGUGAUCUUCAACACGACACCAGGAGGCUUCACUACCAGAUGCUGGCUGCUGUUCACGAUGGAAGGUCCGUGGAAAAAAAAUCAUAUCCAUUCCUUAGCUGUCGAUAUCACUCUAGCUUCCAGUGGAGUUAUAAGCUUGACUGGUUGCUUCGUCUCUCUCCACAGCUUGGAGAAGGCACAGGCAUCACAUGUCUACACUUACAGCAGCGGUUUCCAAGGAUUCGCGGCCAAACUGAACAAAGAACAAGCCAUGAAAUUAGCCGAGAUGCCUGGUGUCUUCUCGGUGUUCCCAAACACAAAGAGGAGACUGCACACCACCCAUUCGUGGGAUUUCAUGGGCUUGUCCACCAAUGCAGAGGGUGAGGUCCCUGGAUUGUCUACCAAGAACCAGGAGAAUGUCAUUGUUGGGUUCAUUGACACAGGAAUUUGGCCAGAAUCCCCUAGUUUCAGUGAUCAUGGGAUGCCUCCAAUUCCUAAAAGAUGGAGAGGGCAAUGCCAAAGAGGAGAGGCAAAUUCACCAUCUAAUUUCACCUGUAACAGGAAGAUCAUAGGAGGUAGGUAUUACCUCAAUGGAUACCAAACAGAAGAGGGCGAUUCAAGUAAAAACGCCAUCAAAUUCAUAUCUCCAAGAGAUAGCUCAGGGCAUGGCAGCCAUACUGCCUCAAUAGCAGCUGGAAGAUUUGUCAGAAACAUGAAUUAUGGAGGUUUGGGCACAGGAGGAGGCCGGGGAGGAGCUCCCAUGUCAAGGAUUGCUGCCUAUAAGGCCUGCUGGGAUUCUGGAUGUUACGAUGUCGACAUUCUUGCAGCAUUUGAUGAUGCCAUCAGAGAUGGUGUUGACAUUAUAUCUGUGUCUCUAGGCCCAGACUAUCCUCAGGAUGACUAUUUCAGGGAUGCCAUAUCCAUCGGCUCAUUCCAUGCAACAAGCAAUGGAAUACUGGUUGUUUCUUCUGCAGGGAAUGCUGGGAGACAGGGCUCAGCAACUAACCUUGCACCAUGGAUGCUCACAGUAGCUGCAGGAACAACCGAUAGAUCCUUUGUCUCAUAUAUCAGACUGGAAAAUGGCACCUUCAUAAUGGGUGAGAGCUUGAGUACGUACCACAUGAAAACUUCUGUUAGAACUAUUCCGGCUUCAGAAGCCAAUGCGGGCUAUUUCACCCCCUACCAAUCCAGCUUUUGUCUGGACAGCUCUUUAAAUAGGACCAAGGCCAGAGGAAAGAUUCUUAUUUGCCGCCGUACUGGAGGCUCCUCUGAAUCUCGCCUAUCAACGAGUAUGAUUGUUAAGGAAGCUGGUGCAGCUGGGAUGAUUCUCAUUGAUGAGAUGGGGGAUCAUGUUGCUACUCACUUUGCUGUUCCUGGAACUGCUGUUGGGAAAGAAAUGGGUGACAAAAUUCUUUCUUACAUCAAGAGUACGAGGCAUGCCAGUACAAAGAUCUUGCCAGCAAAGACGAUCAUAAGGUUGAGAUAUGGACCACGGGUAGCAGCAUUCUCUUCAAGAGGUCCAAGUUCAUUAACACCUGAGAUUCUCAAGCCGGAUGUCGCUGCUCCUGGGCUGAACAUCUUGGCAGCUUGGUCUCCUGCUAAGAAGAACAUGCACUUCAAUAUUCUAUCAGGAACUUCCAUGGCAUGUCCUCAUGUCACAGGAAUAGCGGCACUAGUCAAAAGUGUAUAUCCAUCAUGGAAUCCUUCAGCCAUCAAAUCAGCAAUCAUGACAACAGCAACUGUACUGGAUAAGAAAAGAAGAACCAUAGCCACGGACCCUGAUGGAAAGGCUGCAACCCCCUUCGACUUCGGCUCGGGUUUCAUGGAUCCCAUCAAAGCUCUGAACCCAGGGGUCAUAUUUGAUGCACAACCUGAAGAUUACAGGUCAUUCUUAUGUGCUAUAAGCCAUGACGACCACUCCUUGCAUCUAAUAACCGGAGACAACGGUACCUGCACCCACAGAACCUCCUCUUCUGCUACUGCUCUGAACUACCCAUCAAUUACCAUACCACACCUGAAGAGGAGCUACUCAGUUACUCGAACUAUGACAAAUGUGGGCAAUCCAAGGAGCAUUUACCGUGCUGUGGUGUCUGCUCCUCGAGGCAUCAACGUAACAGUGACACCAGAAGUUUUAAACUUUGAGAACUACGGUGCAAAGAAGACUUUCACAGUUAGCUUCCAUGUGAAUGUGCCUCCUCGAGGUUAUGUUUUCGGCUCUUUAUCUUGGCAUGGAAACGGAAGAGGUGCUCAUCUGACGAUGCCCUUGGUAGUGAAAGUCCAAACUUCUGACAAGGCUUGAUUUGAGUUGAUCAACUAGUCAGGUACUUGAAAGAGGUUGCUAGAUUUAGGCUACAACUACAGUGUAAAGAGGUAGAACUGAUUAGAUGAAAAGCUAACCGCAAUCAAUUUGUAUUAGUGGCAUUUGAUUUGUAAAUGUGUUGGCUAGAAUGCAACCACCUCCAGAACAGGAUUUUUUUUUCAUGAUGAUUUGUGUAAGAUUUGUGGAUCGAUCCCU